Poecile atricapillus (Black-capped chickadee) is the source of this 2709-nucleotide messenger RNA. RefSeq names its product transmembrane 4 L6 family member 1-like. The record is from RefSeq and is a predicted model, not a curated record. The coding region runs from base 133 to 723 and encodes 196 amino acids. The transcript has 6 exons. NCBI's taxonomy places the organism in Eukaryota, Metazoa, Chordata, Aves, Passeriformes, Paridae. Gene Ontology annotation, cellular component: membrane.
GAGGCCGUCACCCAAAAACAUCGCUGUGCCUCGCUCAGACGGCCACGCUCCAGGAGAGAGUAGCUGGAAAGCCUGAAGCCGGCUGUGGGGAGCUCUGGAGGCCAUCUUAUCCCUGUUUAGGAGAGAGCUGCCAUGUGCACAGGGAAGUGUUCAAAGUGCAUUGGUAUCACCCUCUUCCCACUGGCAGUAUGUGCCAUAGUCUCCAACAUUCUCCUGUACUUCCCAAAUGGACAAGUACUUCAGCUCAGCGAGAUAACUGAUUUGGUCUGGUUUUUCCACGGCAUUCUGGGAGCUGGGAUACUGGUGAUUUUGCCGGCAUUCAUGAUGCUGGGAGCAGGUGGAGCAGGAUGUUGCGCUAACAGAUGUGGGAUGCUGCUGUCAGUGAUCCUGUCUGUGCUGGGAUUCGCAGGAGGAGCAUAUUGUGUGGUCAUCUCUUUGCUGGGGUUGAUUUGGGGUCCUCUGUGUGACACAGGUGAUGGAGAAUACCUCUACCCUUUCAGGAAUGACACUCUGGAAGACAAUUAUUUGUUUAACCAGACAACAUGGAAUAUUUGCAAACAACCUGAAAACAUCAUCCUUUGGAAUAUCGUUCUUUUCUCCAUUCUUCUGAUCAUUGGUGUGAUUGAAGCUAUUCUUUGUUUCAUUCAAGUCAUUAAUGGACUCACUGGCUUCAUAUGUGGCACAUGUAUGAGGAGAAGAAAGACAAAUAUUUCUGGAAUGUGAAUGACCUACAAGAAAUGCCAAGACAAGCCCUGAACUGCUGAUUCACAUACAAUACGGAUAGUGCUCUGUACUGUUUUAUUUAUGGGACGACAACAACAACAAAAAUGUCCAGGUGUUUCACAGGGCAAAAUUAUAUUUUUAUAAAGAAGUCAGGGUGGAAAAGGGCUAGAUUAUGUCAGUCUGAGACUCCACAUUUUCAUCUCUCCAAACAUACCCACUAAAUUUUAGGUACUGGCAAAAACAUUAAUCUAUCUGGCCCUUACUGCUGUGCUUGUCUAUAAAGCACAACAGUCCUCAGAUAAACGAUCACCACUCGCCCUCUCAUGUGUGUGGGAAAUGGAACUGUUGUUAAUGUAUACAUUUGUCAGCUGCAUGAAGCAGGUGCUCUCUGGCUGAUGUAAAUAACAUCCCGUCCUCCCCAGAUCCCACCGUGAGCUCACCUGUCUGUUCCUAUUAAUUUGUGAAUGGGGCACUCACAGAUUUGAAUGAGGAUGAGUGGAGUAUAUAUCGAGCAGUGUUUGAGACACCGCAGAGGCAACUGAAGAACACCAUUUUCAGCCUCUUUCUGCCACCCUGGAGCCAGAUCCCCUUGCCAAAGCCCAGUGCACUUCUAAAUUGGUUCUUCAGGAGCAUCUGAGUGUUCUGGCAGCCUAAGAGGAACAUUUGGGUCAACAUAGACAGUAGGUUUUGCAGCAAGAGUUCAGAAAUGUCUUCUUUAACAAAAGGGUGAAGAACCUCGCCACCAAUUUUGCCUUCAUAAAACUGCCUCAAAAUUUCACUAACUUCCACACAGGUCUGUAGGGCUGUUCUAGAAUAGUGUACAUGGAUCAAGGAAUUAUCUCACCAAAGAUAAACAAAGAUAUAUGUAGUAAUUAUGUGCAGCUUAGUAAUAAAUGGAAGAUACAAUCUGAAGGCAGCAAAUUGCAUCAGCUUUAGUUUUUUAGCAACAGCAAUACCAACCAAGAACUGCAUUAUUCACCAUCAUCACUCAAGAGCAAGCUCUUGAUCUUGAGCUAAUGUCCAUGACUGGGAAAUUUCAGAAAACUCACAACUUCAGUGACUUCCUCAAAGGUUAAUUCUUGGUCAUGAACUGUCUUUCCUCUGUCAGCUAAACUGUGAAAUAAUCUUUACCCAUCCUGAAUGCAUAUAGGUAGCUAUGAAAACCUGAAUAUAUUUAAUGCACUUUGAGAAAACAUAAAUCAAUAAAAAUAGGCUCCAAGUUUUUCAUCUUUCUGCACUGUAGCUUGGGAGCAAGCUCUUUAAACACACUUACUGCAGACAUACAUGGAUGCUUGCGCUGUCCUCUAAUGCAGCAUGCAAAAUGCUUCAUAUUCUCCUUUAUAUAAAAUGGAGAAGAAAAUGUCAGUUGCCUAGAUGAGAAGCAUAUGCACCUUGGAGCAUAGUUUCACCCCUAGAAGCAGGAAAUUUAACCUGUAAAACUUAAAUGCAACUUCGGUAAAGAAGAAAGCAUAAGACUUGUUGAAGAUUGCAAAUCCAUCACUAGGUGCAUCCAAACGUGCCAGGUGGCUUAAAAAGCUCAUGUUCAUUGCCGGCAGGGAAGCAUGGACAGUGCUACCACAUACAGCAGACAGCAAACCAGGAAAAGAAUUAAAGAGGCAACAGGAAAUAAGGAUAGUCACAUGUAGUCAGGUGGUGAGAGACUCCUCCAUCAGCACAGGGGCUCUAUGAUCUCUUCACAGUCCCUAAAUACCUGCCCUUCCUCAUCUCUUAGUUUUGACCCCCUGAUUUUCACCUCUGGGGUAAAGCCUACUUUGGCUGUGCUAGCACCAGCAGGGGAAGAGAUACCCACUGGCACACCUCCACCACAGAAAAAUACAUGCACUGUGCUGCUGCCAUCUGCUUGUUCCAGGCUGUCCUGCUCUGGGGAUGUCUGUGUGCUCUGGGGAACACCCUCUGUCCUGCCAACUGUGUGACCACUGGCCUCACUGAUAUAUGUAAAUAUUAAAUAUUGCUAUUCUGAACUUA